AGGAAGUUAACAAACUGACAGAGUCAGCCCUGCAGCCGCCCUCAAGCACCGUGCACCCAUCAGCCUGAGCUGGGUGUUGACCACGAGCUGAAAAACAGAAGAAAAGCUGUCUGAACAAAAUCUAGAUUUCAUCUAUGAUCCUCUUAUUUACUGACUGAAUCCAGGAUCACAUCAAAGAUGGACGACAUCGACGCCAUGUUCACGGACAUGCUGCAGGAGAUGGAUCUCCUCACGCAGAGUCUGGCAACUGAAGCUCCAGAGCCUCAGCCCGCCUCCAUGUCCAGCCAGGAACUCAACUUCUCCAUCGGCUUCACAGAUCUCAAUGCGUCCCUGAAUGAGCUGGAGGACAAUGAUCUGGAUGCUCUGAUGGCUGAUCUAGUGGCUGACCUCAAUGCCACAGAGGAAAAGUUUGCUACUGAGAGGGUGGGCGUGAAGAAUUCCAUGCCACCUCCGUCUCUACCUGUUCCAACAGCUCAUUUUACCCCUGCAGCCUCCAUAACCCUUGCAGCCCCCAUUACACCUGCGCCCCCCCCAACCUUCCAGUCUAAAAGUGAACUGACGCGUGUACCCAGUAACACCUCUGCUUUAACCUCAAACACCAGCAACACUUCAUUACCGCCUCAUCCUCCUUCAAACGCUAAACCUUCUAUGGAAGAAAUGGAAGAACAGAUGAAAGCAGACAAGAUCAAACUCGCCCUGGAAAAGCUGAAAGAAGCCAAAGUGAAGAAGCUGAUAGUGAAGGUUCAGAUGACAGACGGAAGCUCCAAGACACUGAUGGUGGACGAGAGACAGACGGUGAGGGACGUGUUGGACAACCUGUUCGAGAAAACACACUGUGACGGCAACGUGGACUGGUGUGUGUGUGAGACCAACCCUGAGCUGCAGACAGACCGUGGCUUUGAGGACCACGAGAACCUGGUGGAACCUCUCUCAGCGUGGACACGGGACAGUGAGAACAAAGUGGUUUUCCAAGAGAGGAAGGACAAGUAUGAGGUUUUUAAAAACCCACAGAACUUCUAUUUGUGGAAGAAGGAGAAGAAGUCGCUGAAAGAUAUGAAAGAUAAAGAUAAAGAGCUCCUUCUGGAGGAGAACUUCUGUGGGCCGUCAGUGAUCGUUCCUGACCUGGAGGGAAUGCUGCACCUGAAAGAGGAAGGCAAGAAAUCCUGGAAGCCUCGCUACUUCCUGCUGCGUGCCUCUGGACUGUAUUACUUACCCAAAGGGAAGAAUAAGGCGUCUAAGGACAUGGUGUGUCUUGUGCAGUUUGAUAAUGUCAAUGUGUAUUACUGCCACGAGUACAAAAACAGAUACAAAGCCCCUACUGACCACUGCUUCAUCCUUAAGCAUCCUCAGAUCCAGAAGGAGUCUCAGUACAUCAAGUACUUGUGCUGUGACGACGAAUGGACCAUGAACCUGUGGGUGACGGGGAUCCGUAUCGCUAAGUAUGGUAAGGUGUUAUAUGAGAACUAUAAGACCGCCAUGAGAAAAGUUUCAUCACUCUCUUCAGUUUGGACGAACCGGAACCUCCAGCCGAGUCCGUCCAGCUCCACCGCGUCCACACCGUCCCCAACACCGAAAGCCAAAGCAGCCAAUGGACACGCUCCUCAGCCUCGUUCAGAGCCGGCGCUCAAGGUCCCAGCUGCCAUUCCGCCACCUCCAGCCGAAGUCCUGCCCCCUCCACCAUCUCCUCCACCCUCGAUGCCUGUAAAGAAGCAGCCUCCGCCGCUUGCCCCUCAGCGAGCCAUGCCCUCCUUCCCUGCUCCGCCCUCAAACUUUCCGCUUCCUCCGCCCCCGAGCGACGACAUGGAGCUUCCUCCUGACUUCCUACCUCCACCUCCUCCCAUGAUGUCAGGAGAGCUUCCUCCACCUCCUCCCAUGAUGUCAGGAGAGCUUCCUCCACCUCCUCCCAUGAUGUUAGGAGAGCUUCCUCCACCUCCUCCAGAUCCGUCACUCCCUCCUCCUCCUCCAGCUCUGGGUGGAGAUCAUCUUCCACCACCACCUCCUCCUCCUCCAGCUCUAGGUGGAGAUCAUCUGCCUCCACCACCUCCUCCUCCUCCAUCCACAGGCGGAGUUCCUCCUCCUCCACCACCUCCACCUCCAGCUUUCGGAGGAGGAUUCAAUCCUUCCACAGCCUCUCUGAGGAAAGUCGCACCUCCGCCUCCAAAGAGGACUACGCCGUCAGUAUCGGCGCCCUCCGGUGGUGACUUCAUGUCAGAACUCAUGGUGGCCAUGCAGAAAAAACGUGGUGGGCAGUGAACCUGCACCCCUUGUUUCUACAGAGGAAAUGACUUCUGACAUAACACACGUUCUGUAAAUAUGUGGAUUUGGAUGAAUUAAGACUAAAGUAUGAGUGCUACACCGUAUCGUGGAGUUGGAGCUGGGGACAGGGGAAUUAAAUAUUACAAUAAAUGUAGAACGAAUGUAAGUUUUAUUCACAAAUCUUGUUGCUUUUGUGUCAUGGGAUGAGGAUAAGGAUAAGGACUAACCACCAAGGCUGGUAUUUCUG
Hemibagrus wyckioides is the source of this 2503-nucleotide messenger RNA. It is a transcript of the gene apbb1ip, whose product is annotated as amyloid beta (A4) precursor protein-binding, family B, member 1 interacting protein. Bases 178 to 2253 code for a protein of 691 amino acids. NCBI's taxonomy places the organism in Eukaryota, Metazoa, Chordata, Actinopteri, Siluriformes, Bagridae. The transcript is spliced from 14 exons. The record is from RefSeq and is a predicted model, not a curated record. Gene Ontology annotation, biological process: signal transduction. Gene Ontology annotation, cellular component: plasma membrane; cytosol.